This is a messenger RNA of Eruca vesicaria subsp. sativa (arugula), 1269 nucleotides long. The record is from the annotation of a GenBank genome assembly. NCBI's taxonomy places the organism in Eukaryota, Viridiplantae, Streptophyta, Magnoliopsida, Brassicales, Brassicaceae.
AUGGGUGUGGAUUUGAGACAAGUAGUUGCUGGUAUUCUCACCAUUACCAUGUUUGUGAUGCUUGGACAAAUGCUUCAUAGAGAUUACUAUGAUUCUCUUCAGGAGAAAGCUCAGGGAGAUGCACAUGAUAUAGAAUUUGAAGGAUCCAGAGUAUCUGUGAAAGAUGGUCUUGUUGGAGCCUUAGAAGGCAUUAAAGGACCUUGGAUGGAUGAUAACAAUGACCUUAAUCCUUGUUGGCCAACAUUGCUACCCGAUGAAGCGGUAUCAUCAAAAGGGUAUGUUACUUUCUCACUAACAAAUGGUCCUGAGUACCAUAUCUCUCAGAUCACUGAUGCUGUAAUGGUGGCAAAGCAUCUUGGAGCAAGACUAGUGCUUCCUGACAUAAGAGGAAGCAAACCUGGUGAUGAAAGGAGUUUUGAAGACAUUUAUGAUGCUGAUAAACUAAUCAAAAGCUUGAAAAACGUCGUCAAAGUUGUCAAACAAUUACCUGAAGAAGUAUCUCUAAGGGACAUAGCCAUUGUAAAAGUCCCUACAAGAGUUACAGAAGACUACAUCAAGGAGCACAUUGCUCCCAUCUUCAAAUCCAAAGGAAACAUUCGAGUAGCUACAUACUUCCCUUCUGUCAACUUGAGGAAAUCCUCACAAGACGGUGAAACAGAUCCUGUGGCUUGUUUGGCAAUGUUUGGUUCCUUGGAGUUGCAACCUGAACUGAACAUAGUAGUUGAGUCAAUGAUUGAGAGGUUAAGGACUCAUAGCAAGAAAUCAGGUGGCCGUUUCAUAGCUGUGGACCUUAGAAUCGAAGUACUUGAGAAGCAAAGUUGCCAUACAACUGGUGUUACAGGUUCCAAGACUUGUUACAACGCGCAAGAGAUUGCUGUAUUCUUGAGGAAACUUGGAUUUCCUAGUGACACAACAAUCUAUCUGACUCAGCCUAGAUGGGACAGUAGCCUCAAUAUACUUAAAGACAUCUUCCCAAAAACUUUCACAAAGGAGGCAGUAAUGCCGGCGAGUAAGAGAUCAAAGUACCUUGAAUCAGAGAGUUCUGAGUAUGAAAAUGUUAUUGACUUCUACAUAAGCUCUAGAAGUGAUGUGUUUGUCCCAGCCAUAUCUGGUCUGUUUUAUGCAAACACAGUUGGGAAAAGAAUAGCUUUGGGCAAGCCUCAAGUGCUAGUUCCAGGAGAGAUCUCCGAGACCUCUUCCCUUGCUACAGAUUUCAUCUCUCCUUACAUCUCAAAGAAGAACCACUUGGCUUACUCAUGCUUUUGCUGA